CCACACCCAGAAUCAGACCCAAUGCUGCCAUCCACGAACCUUCACAUAUCCUCCCCCCAACAACACGUCAAUCACCCUUCCCACGAAAGCACAAAUACAUGGUUGGACGUCUCGAGAUCUCAAGAGUUUUUGAGCUCUCUCAGCCAUUCUCCAUCCUACUUCAACCCCCCUUCCCGACCAAACCCGAGCACACCGACUCCGUUCGAACCCUUCAAUAUCGCCGUCUCUCUCCCCAUCCGGACGAGACAAAUAAGCGAACAACCACGCACCGACCCAGAACCACCAGCACCAGCACCACCACAGAACAUAGCACAAGAUGCCGGUGUCGCAAGCCAAAGACGAACCCUCGCUAACAACACUCCUGGAAGGCCUCUUCUCCCCGGAGACCCUCGACUUCAUCCACAAGACGACCCUCCACCCGCACUCCCCCGUCCAGAUCUUCAAGCGCCACAGCGCCGUCUACCUGCAGAAGAUCCUCACCGUAGCCUACGUCUUCUUCGCGCCCAUCAUCGACGCCAUGUUCGCCGUCCUGUCGCGGUCGCCCGAGCUCGCCUCCCUCGCCGUGUUCGCUUUCUCGUUGGCCGCCGCCUGGGUCGUGCUGGGCUGGAUCCGCCGCCUCGCCGCCUUCGCGACGCGGCUCGUCCUGCGCGCCGUGUUCUGGUCGUUCGUCAUCGCCCUCGCGUCCGUCGUGGUUAGGAACGGCUUCUACGAGACCUUCAAGGACGUCGUCGUUUUCGGCGGGAAGGUCGUCGGCUUCCUCGCUGUUGCGAAGGACGUUUGGCUCCGCGAAUUUAGGAGGUAUGAGGAGGAGGCUAAGGUACAGGGACGGAGGUGAGGAUACGAACACGAUGAAGAACGAAUUCCCGCGGAGUCCCCGGUGGCUGGGCUCGACCAACACGAUUUUGGGGCUUCGUCUUUUUUGUUUCUUUUUUUCUUUUUUUCUUUUUUACACUUUUGAGAAGGGAUAGCCAGCAGCAUGUUCACAGUGGAAGUAUACUGUAUGAAAUAGGGCUCGGUUUCGGGGCCAGUAAACUACAGGGAUGGAAAAGCAAACUGACAAAGAUUGGAUGGUUGGCAGAGGUGCAUUACUUCCCGCAACACGGGGGGUCUAAAGGAGUGACGCGAUGCACUAAAGCAUGCGGUCGGAUUCCGGACUCAACGGCAUUGGACUGUUGAAGAGCUUGGGUCUACAGGCCCUGUGCCGCGAAAUACAACUAGCUACGGACGACGUGAUACGGGAACAUGAGCAAAUCUCAUUGAAAAGACGUGAUGGUAU
Molecule: messenger RNA, 1276 nt
Organism: Sodiomyces alkalinus F11
Lineage: Eukaryota; Fungi; Ascomycota; Sordariomycetes; Glomerellales; Plectosphaerellaceae
Exons: 1
Coding region: 317-835 (172 amino acids)
Source: RefSeq, a predicted model, not a curated record